Symphalangus syndactylus (siamang) is the source of this 9661-nucleotide messenger RNA. RefSeq names its product RNA polymerase III subunit B (gene POLR3B). The record is from RefSeq and is a predicted model, not a curated record. Gene Ontology annotation, molecular function: DNA binding; ribonucleoside binding; DNA-directed RNA polymerase activity. Gene Ontology annotation, biological process: DNA-templated transcription. NCBI's taxonomy places the organism in Eukaryota, Metazoa, Chordata, Mammalia, Primates, Hylobatidae.
CAGGCAGGAAGCAGGCGGAACCUUUCUGGCGCGUCUCUAGCUAACACGCACGCCGGGGACAGUUUAGAACUCCGCGCACCGUUCUGCGGGAGUCUUGCAGUUUGCUUGGUGCAGGGAAGGCGGGCGCGGAGGUUCUAUCUGUUUCUUCCUCCUUCGUGAGCAGCAUGGACGUGCUAGCGGAGGAGUUUGGGAACCUGACUGCGGAGCAGCUGGCGGCGCCGAUCCCGACUGUUGAGGAAAAAUGGAGGCUGCUUCCAGCAUUUUUAAAGGUGAAAGGCCUUGUGAAACAGCAUAUAGAUUCAUUUAAUUAUUUCAUUAAUGUAGAGAUAAAGAAGAUAAUGAAAGCCAAUGAAAAGGUUACAAGUGACGCUGACCCUAUGUGGUACUUAAAAUAUCUUAAUAUCUAUGUUGGGCUUCCUGAUGUUGAAGAAAGCUUCAAUGUAACUAGACCAGUGUCCCCUCAUGAGUGCCGUUUGAGAGACAUGACAUACUCUGCCCCUAUUACAGUGGAUAUUGAAUAUACCCGAGGCAGCCAGAGGAUCAUCCGCAAUGCCUUACCUAUCGGCAGAAUGCCCAUAAUGCUACGUAGUUCAAACUGUGUUCUUACAGGAAAAACCCCAGCAGAAUUUGCCAAACUGAACGAAUGUCCCUUAGAUCCAGGUGGCUAUUUCAUUGUUAAAGGAGUAGAAAAAGUUAUUCUUAUCCAAGAGCAGCUGUCUAAGAACAGGAUCAUCGUGGAGGCUGAUAGAAAAGGGGCCGUUGGAGCUUCAGUUACCAGCUCUACCCAUGAGAAAAAAAGCAGAACCAAUAUGGCUGUGAAACAAGGACGAUUUUAUUUGAGGCAUAAUACUUUGUCAGAAGAUAUACCCAUUGUCAUCAUAUUUAAGGCCAUGGGUGUUGAGAGUGACCAGGAAAUUGUGCAGAUGAUUGGAACAGAGGAGCACGUGAUGGCUGCAUUUGGGCCCAGUCUGGAAGAGUGCCAGAAAGCUCAGAUUUUCACACAGAUGCAGGCAUUAAAAUAUAUAGGGAACAAAGUAAGAAGGCAAAGGAUGUGGGGAGGUGGACCAAAGAAAACCAAAAUAGAAGAAGCAAGAGAGCUCCUGGCUUCCACCAUUCUGACCCAUGUCCCAGUUAAGGAAUUCAAUUUCCGAGCCAAAUGUAUCUAUACUGCAGUGAUGGUGAGAAGAGUUAUUCUGGCCCAAGGAGAUAAUAAAGUUGACGACAGAGAUUAUUAUGGUAACAAGCGACUGGAAUUGGCAGGACAGCUUUUGUCUCUUCUUUUUGAAGACUUGUUCAAAAAAUUUAAUUCUGAAAUGAAAAAGAUUGCCGACCAGGUGAUUCCUAAGCAAAGAGCAGCCCAGUUUGAUGUUGUCAAACACAUGCGCCAAGACCAGAUCACCAAUGGCAUGGUGAACGCUAUUUCUACUGGAAAUUGGUCUCUAAAGAGAUUUAAAAUGGACCGCCAGGGUGUAACCCAAGUGCUGUCUCGCUUGUCAUAUAUAUCCGCACUGGGCAUGAUGACAAGAAUCUCUUCCCAGUUUGAAAAAACGAGAAAAGUGAGUGGUCCUCGCUCCCUCCAGCCAUCUCAGUGGGGAAUGCUGUGUCCUUCGGACACUCCUGAAGGAGAGGCAUGUGGUUUGGUUAAAAACUUGGCCCUUAUGACACACAUCACAACUGAUAUGGAAGAUGGACCCAUUGUUAAAUUAGCCAGUAACUUGGGAGUAGAAGAUGUGAAUUUAUUAUGUGGGGAAGAGCUUUCUUACCCAAAUGUGUUUCUUGUCUUUCUUAAUGGUAACAUCUUAGGUGUCAUUCGAGACCACAAAAAGCUGGUGAAUACAUUUCGACUCAUGAGAAGAGCAGGAUAUAUCAAUGAAUUUGUUUCCAUCUCAACAAAUCUUACAGAUCGUUGUGUCUAUAUUUCUUCUGAUGGGGGAAGGCUAUGCAGACCCUACAUAAUUGUCAAGAAACAGAAGCCAGCAGUCACAAAUAAACAUAUGGAAGAGCUGGCCCAAGGGUACAGGAAUUUUGAAGAUUUCUUACAUGAGAGUCUGGUUGAAUAUUUAGAUGUGAAUGAAGAAAAUGAUUGUAACAUUGCACUGUACGAACACACAAUUAAUAAAGACACCACCCACUUGGAGAUUGAACCCUUCACUCUUCUCGGCGUGUGUGCUGGACUGAUCCCAUACCCUCACCAUAACCAGUCACCGAGAAACACUUAUCAGUGUGCCAUGGGGAAACAAGCCAUGGGUACUAUAGGAUACAACCAGCGAAACAGAAUUGAUACUCUCAUGUAUCUACUAGCAUAUCCACAAAAACCCAUGGUUAAGACAAAAACCAUUGAAUUGAUAGAAUUUGAGAAACUGCCAGCUGGACAGAAUGCAACAGUUGCUGUGAUGAGCUAUAGUGGCUAUGAUAUUGAAGAUGCUCUUGUAUUAAACAAGGCCUCUUUAGACAGAGGCUUUGGGCGUUGCCUUGUAUAUAAAAAUGCUAAGUGUACAUUGAAACGAUACACCAAUCAGACUUUUGAUAAAGUGAUGGGGCCCAUGUUGGAUGCUGCUACAAGGAAACCUAUCUGGCGACAUGAAAUCUUAGAUGCAGAUGGUAUUUGUUCUCCAGGUGAGAAAGUAGAAAACAAACAAGUGCUUGUAAAUAAGUCCAUGCCCACAGUGACUCAGAUUCCUUUGGAGGGAAGUAAUGUACCACAGCAACCGCAGUACAAAGAUGUACCCAUAACCUACAAAGGAGCAACAGACUCCUAUAUUGAAAAAGUGAUGAUAUCUUCAAAUGCUGAAGAUGCUUUUCUGAUCAAAAUGCUGCUGAGACAGACAAGGCGUCCAGAAAUUGGAGACAAAUUCAGCAGUCGUCAUGGACAAAAAGGUGUUUGUGGCUUGAUCGUCCCCCAGGAAGACAUGCCAUUUUGUGAUUCUGGCAUCUGUCCGGACAUCAUCAUGAACCCACAUGGCUUCCCAUCACGAAUGACGGUGGGGAAGCUCAUUGAGCUGCUGGCUGGCAAGGCCGGUGUGCUGGAUGGCAGAUUCCACUACGGCACUGCAUUUGGAGGCAGUAAAGUGAAGGAUGUGUGUGAGGACCUCGUUCGCCAUGGUUAUAACUACUUGGGGAAAGACUAUGUUACAUCCGGCAUCACAGGUGAGCCCUUAGAAGCAUACAUCUAUUUCGGUCCCGUGUACUAUCAGAAGCUGAAACACAUGGUGCUGGAUAAAAUGCAUGCCCGGGCCCGGGGCCCACGAGCCGUCCUUACCAGGCAACCCACUGAAGGACGGUCUCGCGAUGGUGGCUUGCGUCUUGGGGAAAUGGAACGUGACUGUUUAAUCGGUUAUGGAGCCAGUAUGCUUUUGCUAGAGAGACUAAUGAUUUCAAGUGAUGCCUUUGAGGUUGAUGUCUGUGGGCAGUGUGGACUUCUGGGGUAUUCUGGCUGAAACGGGAUUUCACCAUGUUGCGCAGGCUGGUCUUCAACUCCUAGACUCAAGUGAUCUGCUUGCCUCAGCCUCCCAAAGUGCUGGGGGAUUACAGGCGUGAGCCAACGCGUUCAGCCUAGUUUUUGUUUUUUAAAGAAAUAGUUACUGUAAGGGAAGGAAAAUACAUGGUAAGUGGGACAGGAAUGGGAUAUGAAAUCCUUAACAUACUUUGUUUCAUAGAUUUUUUUGUGUGUAUAUUUGACUUUGAAAACAUGUAAAUAAGUUAUAUUUUUUUAAAAAAACAUUCGUUUCAAAAUGAAAAUAAAAAAACUAAAUUUAAAAAGUUAAAUGAAUCAACUUCCAAUUUUAGCCCUUGAAAUCAGAAGUUGUUACUCCCAUUCUAGACAAACUGAAAAGCAAUGACUUUUUUGGAUCCACUAGAGAACUGAGGUUGCCAGGCAAGUGCCACCCCAGAACAUAGAGUGACCGAAGGAUCCAAAGAGUCACAGCCAAGAUCUACUUAUCUGGAACAGAAGUCACUGGAGCCAUGAACUAAUAGGAUGUUUAAAUGGUCAUUUUCUUGAAUUGUUGAAGGUUAAGUGUGGAUUAGCAUAAUAGGAAGACAUUCCUGGGGACCUCAAUCUUAAGGGCACCCUCAAAAUUUCAUGGGCUUUACCUCUAGCAACCCUGCCAGGCUUUCAUGGUGAAGAUCUAAGAAAGAUCCCCUAGUGGCUCUAUCACGGAGAGGAAAAGACUAAUAAUUGUGAAAUAUGUUCAGAGCUUUUUCCGUAAUAAAGGCCUAUUCUCCAGAGUAAAAAUCUUCAUCAGAACCUUGUCCCAGAGCCUUUAGGGAAGAGUGUCCCAUUCCAGCCCCCUCUAGCCUCUCGGUCUCACCUAAGGGAAAGGGGAAAAGAGAAGCUAUAGAAGAAUACUUGUGAAAAUUAUAGUUCAGGCUGGGUGUGGUGGCUCACACCUGUAAUCUCAGCACUUUGGGAAGCCGAGGUGAGUGGAUCACUUGAGAUCAGGAGUUCAAGACCAACCUGGUCAACAUGGUGAAACCCUGUUUCUACUACUACAAAAAAAAAAAAAAAAGUUAGCUGAGUGUGGUGGCCCAUGGCCAUAGUUCCAGCUACUCAGGGGGCUAAGGUAGAAGAAUUGCUUGAACUCAAGAGGCAGAGAUUGCAGUGAGACAAGAUUGUGCCACUGUGCUCCAGCCUGGGCAAUAGAGUAAGACUCCCAUCUCAAAACAAAAAACAAAACAAAACAAAAAACAGUUCAGAGACACAGGCCCACUAAAAGGUUUAAUUAGAAUAUUAUAGAAGGCUCCCCCUCACUCACACCUUACAACAACACCAACAGGAUUCCAGUAUAAUAAUAGGUUACAGAUGACAUCUUACAGCUGCGGGACUCAGACUGUAUCUGAGGAAGAGGAAUACUUUAGGGAAGCCUGACGUCAAGAGGGAAGAUAAAAACAAGGACACUGAAGGAGUUUGAAGCCUCUGAUACCUGACUACCUCUGACAUCUCUGACACUAGACUACAGCAAACAUUAAACAAAGUCCACCUCCUAUUCCAAUUAAUGUAGAUCUUCACACUAAUGGCUCAGUUCCUGUUACCUAAUGCAACAUGUCCAGCUUUCAACAAAAAAAUUAUAAGGUGGCCGAGUGUGGUGAUUCACGCCAGUAAUCACAGCACUUUGGGAGGCCAAGGUGGGUGGGUCACCUGAGGUCAGGAUUUCUAGACCAGCCUGGCCAACGUGGCGAAACCCCGUCUCUACUAAAAAAAAAAAUAUACAAAAAAUUAGCCAGGCAUGGUGGCGCAUGCCUGUAGUCCCAGCUACUUGGGAGGCUGAGACAGGAGAAUCACUUGAACCCAGGAGGCGGAGGUUGCAGUGAGCUGAGAUCAUACCAUUGCACUCCAGCCUGGGUGACAGAGCGAGACUCCUUCUCAAAAAAAAAAAAAAAAUUAUAAGGCAAGAAAAAAAUACUCUGAAGAGACAAGGCAAGCACUAGAACCAGACUCAGGUAUGACACAGAUGUUGGAAUUGUCAGACAGGGAAUUUAAAAUAACGGUAAUUAAUAUGUUAAGAGCUCUAGUGGAAAAAGUAAGCAACAUGCAAAAGCAGAUGGACAAUUUAAGCAGAGAGAUGGAAGUUCUAAGAAAAGAUCUAAAGGAAAUACUAGAAAUCACAAACACUGUUAACAGAAAUGAAGAAUAUUUUUGAUGAAUUCUUUCAUAGACUUGACAUAGCUGAAGAAAGAAAUUAGCAUGCGUGAAGAUAAGUCAAUAGAAACUUCCCAAACAGAAAUGCAAAGACAAUGGGAAAAAAAAACAGAAGAGAAUAUUUAAGAACUGUGGGACAGUUUUCAAAAUAUGUAACGUACAUAUAAUUAGGAUAUCAGAAGGAGAAGAAAAAAACAGAGAAAAAUAAAUAUUUGAAGUAAUAAUGAUAAAGAACUUUCUAAAAUUAAUGACAGACACCAAAUCACAGAUCCAGGAAGCUCAGAUAAUACCAAGCAGAAUAAAUACAAAAACAAAAACAAAAAAACACUCCACUUACGCAUAUCACAUUUAAAAUGCAAAAACAAAACAAAAAACAAAGAGAAAAUUGGAAAAAAAAAAAAAAAACCUCACCCAUAAAGGACCAAGAAUAAGAAUUACAAUAAACUUAUCAGUAACCAUGCAAAUAAGAAGAGAAUGGAGUGAUAUAUUUAGUGUUAUGAGGAAAAAACACCAACCAAAAAUUCCAUAUCCAGCAAAAUUAUUCUUCAAAGGUGAAGGAGAAAUAUAGACAUGCUUUAACAAAAACUGAAGGAAUUCAUUGUCAUCAGAACUUCUUUACAAGAAGUUCUUCAAAGAGAGAGAAAGUGAUAUCAGAAACUCAGAUCUAGCCAGGCACUGUGGCUUACACCUAUAAUCUCACCUACUUGGGAGGCUGAGACCAGGAGUGCAAGGCUGCAGUGAGCUGUAAUUAUGCCACUGUACUCUGGCCUGGGCGACAAAGUGAGACCCCAUAUCUAGUAUUAGAAAAAAAAAAAAGCCUGGCCAACGUGGUGAAACCCCAUCUCUACCAUAAAAUACAAAAACUAGCCAGGCAUGAUGGCACAUGCCUGUAAUCCCAGCUACUUGGGAGGCUGAGACCAAGAAUUGCUUGAACCCAGGAGGUGGAGGUUGCAGUGAGCCAAGAUCACACCACUGCACUCCAGCCUGGGUGACAGAGUGAGACCCUGUCUCAAAAAAACAAAAACAAAAGAAAACAAAACAAAAGCAAAAACUCAGAUCUAUGUAAAGAAAAUAAGAACGUUGGAGAAAGUUUAAAGGUAAAAUAAAAUCUUUCAUUUCUCUUGAUCUAAAAGAUUACUGCAGUUUAAGGGAAUAAUAUUAACAAUAUAAUGGGUGUUUAUAGCAUAUAGAUAAGUAAAUAAAUGACAACAAUGUCAUGAGGGACAGUAGAGAAGAAUUGGGAAUGUUCUGCUAUAAAGUGCCUGUGUUACAGGUGAAUAAUGCUAUUUGAGCGUGAACUUACAUUAGUUAGAAAAGUAUGUUGAAAACUCUAGAGCAAUCAAUAACAUUUUUUUAAACCAAGUAUAAUGCACUGAGAGAGAAGAGAAAAUGCACAAUUAAAACCAAAGAAGAUAAUAAAAGAAGCCUCUGACAAUGGAUAGAAAACAGUUACAAAUAUAGUUGACAUUCCCAGAAAUAUAUUAAUAAUCGCUUUAAAUAUGAAUGUCUAAAUAUACCAAUUAAAAGAUUAUCAAAGUAGAUUUUAAAAAACUAGAUUCAAUAUAUGUUGUCUACAGAAACAUAUUUUUAAUAUAAAGACUGACAGAUUACAAGUAAUGGGGAUAGAGAGAGAUAUCCUGGGCAACAUGGUGAAAACGUCUCUACUAAAAUAUGAAAAAUUAGCCAGGCGUGGCAUGCACCUUUAGUCUCAGCUACUCGGGAGGCUGAGGCAGGAGAACUGCUUGAACCCAGGAGGCAGAGGUUUCAGUGAGCCGAUAUCGCACCACUGCACUCCAGCCUGGGCAACAGAGCGAGAUUCCAUCGAAAGAAAAGAAAGCUGGAAUAACUCUACUAUUUUCAGACAAAACAGACUUCAGAACAAGAGAAAUUAUCAGGAACAAAGAAGAGCACUAAAUAAUAAUGAAAGGAUCAAUUUUCCAAGAAGAUAUAACAAAUGAAUAAAGCUGAUAAUUUAUCCAUAUUUUUUCCCCAAGGGAUUUUGAAACAAUUAUUUGACUGUAUAGCUUGUGCAAAAUACACUCUAAUGACAAAGAGCACUGUAAUAAAAUGACCUUAAACUGUUUUCCAUAAUCAUAUUGUUAGUAAUAAUACAGUAUUGUAAUUUUGAAACUAUUAUACACACGCACAACUAUAAAGAACACUGUCCUUUCAGGACUCAUAGCCAAGUGCAAGAGACAGACAUAAAAGCUAAUAAUCAUGGCAACAUGAUAAAUAAUAUAAUAGAGAUAUGAACAAGAUUCGAGGAUAAUAGCCAGGAGGAAAUACUGAACUUUUUGUGAUAAGGCCAGGCAAAGCUUCCCGGAAGAAGUAACAAUUGCACUAUAUAUGAAUUUCUAGUACAAAGUGAGAACAGCAAUCCAGGCCGAGAUAAUUUACAAAGACAAAGGCAUGGCUUGGUUGGAAAGCUACAAAAUUGCCUUGACAGGAUUGAGGAACAUUGUAUGCCCAGAAAAGAAGCCUAGAAAUAUAGAGAAGUGAGCCACAAAAGUAGACAAAAAGGGCCUUGUGUGCCAAUAUAAAGAGCUUAGACUUGAACCUGUGAAUGAUGAUACACCAUGGACAAUUAAUAUCAGGUAAGGGAUAUAAUCAGAUUUCCCUUAGAGAAAGAUUACUUAACAGUGCUAUAGAGGCUGGAGGGUGUUUUAAAAGAGAGGGAGACUAGAGGCAGAGUCUACCAUUUUAAAAGCUUACCAUAUGCCCUAAAUACCAUUUCCCACUGAAAGGAACCGGGAUUCCUUAUAGCUGAUUCCACAUCUAAGGCAAAAAAAAUAAAAUAAAAGAUGAGCCUGGGUCAUCUUGUCAUGCCAGAGGCAAGGAAGCCAUCAAAAGCCACAAGGGGCAUGUCAAAAGGCUUGGGGGCCAAUUGAAAGAUAGGAUAAUUUUAGUGUAAAAAGAAUAAUGGAUUGAAGCAUCUCAAAUUUGUUAAAUUCUUUAAGAUCAUAAUACUACUACAACAAAAUAUCCAAUGAGGGCCACCUUUGGAAGAAGUUAGGGAACAAAAUUAUUAUUGUAAAACCUGUUAAGUAAAGGGGGAAAUCAAAUAUUUAUCCUGCCUUUGUUAUAUUAACUCUAUCUCAAGUCAACAAAAUACUGGAUGGAAAUAAUUUUUAUAGAGAAUUCCAGCUAUACAUGCAGAAGGGAUGAUAAAAUCAAAUACUACUGUUUUGCAGGCCCUAAGAAAAAAUAAUGGAUCUAAGUAAUGGUCAUCAAUGGCUGUUAAAACCACUAGGUGAACAACUGAUGAGGAAAUUUAUAAAAAUGGAUCAGGUUGGUAACACCUGAACCCAUUGAUCUUCUUAACACAGAGAGACAUUAUGUGAAUCCCAAUGUUAUGUAACAGAAAGUACACACCACCACCCAUGUGCUACUCUUGCCAAAACCUUGAAUCUGAACCUGAUCAAGUCUCUAGACCCAACUACCAAUUUACAGACACUACAGGGGACAGAGGAGCAUGUGAAACAACCCAGCAGUGAUACAAUUAGCAGAUUGCAGAAUGUUGGGCACGCAACAGGACAAAUGAUUUUGUCACUAAAUAAGAAGGAAUAAAAUAAGGACAGGAAACCUCCAUAUUUAAAGAGACCUAAGAGAUAUAGCAAACAAAUGCAUUGCAUGGAUUUGUCUUGGAUCUUAAUUCAAACCAACUUAAAUUAUCAGAUAGGCAAAUUUUGACAGUAAGUAGUUGAUGGUUAUGGAAUUAUUAUUGAUGUUUUAGGUGUGAUAAUGAUAUGGUUGUGUUUUUUUAAAAAAUAUCCUUGUAUUUUAUAGAUACAUGCUGAGAGUGUUUAUGGAUGAAGUAUAUGAUGUCUGGAUUUGUGUUAAAAUAAACCUGUCAGAGGUGAAGGGCCAGGGAGGGUAAUAGGGUAGAUUUACAGAUGAAUCGACACUGAUCCCAUGUUGAUAAUAAUUGCCUUAUGGUUACUUUCUUAUGAGGGUUCUCUGUAUUACUGCCUCUUAUUUUAUAUUUAUUUGAAUUGUUUUAUAAUAAAAUUUUCUUGAAGUACA